Cricetulus griseus (Chinese hamster) is the source of this 2337-nucleotide messenger RNA. The record is from RefSeq and is a predicted model, not a curated record. NCBI's taxonomy places the organism in Eukaryota, Metazoa, Chordata, Mammalia, Rodentia, Cricetidae.
CGUUUUUUUUUUAACAUUUCAGCAAACUGUACAAUGACAACUGAAGGAAUUUUGAAGGAUGUCUAAAGUUUAGAGGCUACAUCUGUCUUGUCUUCUCACCCUUAAAAAAAAAAAAAGAAUAAAUGGGAUGUUUCAGAAGAGAGCUAUAUAAAGAGUGUUGCAAAUGGCUUCAGAAUCUACCAAUGGGAAACAAGCUAGGAGUCAUGUGACAAAGGGGAGGCGGCAGCAUCAGCACCAGCCCGCAAGGAGCAGGUCCUCUGUCAGCGAGUGCGAGGGCGAUGACUCCUUCAUCUUCGAAGCCAACGAAGCCUGGAAAGACUUUCACAGCUCUCUCCUUCGGUUCUAUGAAAAUGGGGAACUCUGCGACGUCACACUAAAGGUUGGCUCAAAGCUGAUCUCCUGUCACAAACUGGUGCUGGCUUGUGUGAUCCCCUACUUCAGAGCCAUGUUUCUUUCUGAAAUGGCUGAAGCCAAGCAGGCGCUGAUUGAGAUCCGAGACUUUGAUGGUGAUGCCGUGGAGGACUUGGUGAAGUUCGUGUACUCCUCACGGCUCACUUUGACGGUGGACAACGUCCAGCCUCUCCUCUAUGCAGCAUGUAUCCUGCAGGUUGAACUGGUGGCCAGAGCUUGUUGUGAAUACAUGAAGUUACAUUUCCAUCCCUCCAACUGCCUGGCAGUACGAGCCUUUGCAGAGAGUCACAACCGAAUAGACCUAAUGGACAUGGCAGACCAGUAUGCCUGUGAACACUUUACUGAAGUGGUGGAAUGUGAAGACUUUGUGAGUGUGUCACCCCAACACCUCCACAAGCUCCUGUCCUCCAGCGACCUCAACAUCGACAGUGAAAAGCAGGUCUACAGUGCUGCUAUCAAGUGGCUUCUUGCCAAUCCCCAGCAUCAUUCUAAAUGGCUGGAUGAGACACUUGCACAGGUUCGUCUGCCAUUAUUGCCGGUUGAUUUUCUUAUGGGUGUUGUGGCAAAAGAACAGAUUGUCAAGCAAAAUCUAAAAUGUAGAGAUCUAUUGGAUGAAGCAAGGAACUAUCACCUUCAUUUGAGCAGCAAGCCUGUCCCUGACUUUGAGUACACGGUCCGGACUACCCCAAGGAAGCAUACAGCUGGUGUACUGUUCUGUGUAGGUGGCCGAGGUGGAUCUGGCGACCCCUUCCGAAGUAUUGAAUGCUAUUCUAUCAACAAAAACAGUUGGUUCUUUGGACCAGAAAUGAAUAGUCGAAGGCGACAUGUGGGUGUGAUCUCUGUGGAAGGUAAAGUGUAUGCAGUGGGUGGGCAUGAUGGCAAUGAACACUUAGGAAGCAUGGAGAUGUUUGAUCCUCUCACUAAUAAGUGGAUGAUGAAGGCAUCAAUGAACACCAAGAGGCGAGGAAUUGCUUUGGCCUCCUUAGGGGGCCCAAUAUAUGCAAUUGGAGGGUUAGAUGACAAUACUUGCUUCAGUGAUGUGGAGAGAUAUGACAUUGAAUCUGACCAGUGGAGUACAGUGGCACCAAUGAACACUCCCCGUGGAGGCGUUGGCUCUGUGGCUUUAGUGAACCAUGUUUAUGCAGUGGGCGGCAAUGACGGAGUGGCCUCCUUGUCCAGUGUAGAAAGGUAUCAUCCCCAUCUGGAUAAGUGGAUAGAAGUCAAGGAAAUGGGUCAACGAAGAGCAGGCAAUGGCGUUAGUGAACUCCAUGGUUGCUUGUAUGUUGUUGGUGGUUUUGAUGAUAACUCCCCUUUGAGCUCCGUUGAGCGGUAUGACCCUCGAAGCAACAAGUGGGAUUAUGUGGCAGCACUUACCACUCCCAGAGGUGGAGUAGGGAUCGCAACAGUGAUGGGCAAAAUCUUUGCCGUUGGUGGUCAUAAUGGCAAUGCAUACCUCAACACAGUGGAAGCAUUUGAUCCAGUGCUGAAUAAGUGGGAGCUGGUUGGACCUGUGUCUCACUGCAGAGCUGGUGCCGGUGUAGCCGUGUGUGACUGUUUAACCAGCCAGAUCCGAGAUGUAGGUCAUGGGUCCACUAAUGUGGUUGACUGCAUGUGAUUUAAGUCCCAGCAGCAACAAUGCAACCACAGGUGAUGGAUGGGAAGACAGCCAGCAUUUUGAUUGUGACUGUCAAUACUGUCCUGUUGAAUGUCAGCUGUUGUAUACUAAGUAAGUUCACCUUGUGGACUGAUAGCUGGAGAAAUGUUAGUCAUAGCACUAAGUGCGCGUGGCAUUUCCUGCUCUAGAAAUAAUGAAGUAGGCAGGAAGUAGGCUAUCUCUGAACCCGUUCUUGUUCUGAAAAACAUUUCAUGUAGUGCCAAACCUUAAAAUAACUGUUUAUUUUGAUGAAUAAAAUGUAAUUUAUUGAC